UAAAAUAUGUAGCGCUGUUUAGGGAAAUAGGUUAUUUAUCAUUUAAGACCAUGAAGAAAAUCUAGCGCUGUUUAGGGAAAUAGAUUAUUUAUCUUUUAAGACCAUGAAGAAAGUUGGUAGGCUUUAGUUUGAUUUUUUUAAUUCAUCUUCACAUAUUUUGAUCCAAUAUCCAAUCUGUUGAUAUCCUCUUUAAUUUUACGCUUUAACUUACGCUGUGGUUUUUCGUUACAGCUGUUUCGCCAGCCCAGGUCCAGAGUUUAACAAGAGUCUAUGAAUUUCGUACCUAGCGAAGAAUUAUGGAUUUUAAGUUGAUCCUUGAGGGUUAUUAUGCUGUUGGCAGUCCCUUCUACUGCUAAAUCGCUAUGUAAGAAUUGCUAGACAUUUUGUAAAAGUCUGAGUUAGCUCAAUUCCUUCAAGAAAAAAAACAACAACAACUUCGGAAGGCAAUUAAUGGGGGCUUAAAGGAAAAAAGGUACAGUGCAACUUCUUCAGCGAUUCAAUCGAUUAGAAAAUGAAGACUGCGAAAGCUGAGCUGAUUUUGUUUCUCGAACAGUUUUAAACUUUUUAAUUAAAUAAUUAAUUCCUUUCUUCCUUCAUUGAUUCAUUUAUGCUCUUGUGCAUUCACUCAGUCAUCCAUCUCGGCAGUCUUUCCUUGGUUGUUGCUUACUUGCUUGCUUCAUUCAUUGCUUUUUCUCCAUCCCUCCCUCCUUUAUUUAUUCUCUUUAUUUAUUAUUAAUGUAUUCUUUUGCUGUAUGAUAUUCUCUGUAUUAUGCAAAAUAAAAUGGUGGUUGUUGUUGCUGUUCUCCGUUCACUUCUAUUAAUAGAUCGAUGGGUCAAACUGGAUUCAGUAUGUUUUGGGACAAAGAAUAACCAGUAUGGUAGUUUCAACGUCCCUUACGGUGGAAAGAUUGCUGUCCUAACAUUGCACCACCUGAGCGGCUACGUGUCCUACCAGACUGGCUACAUUACUCACUGGUCAUUCUGGGGCUGUGGCAACCAUAACGUAUUGAAAAAUCAUGUCAAUGUCGUCAUAACAACAUCAAGCAAUCACGCCAUUUUGCCCCUGAGUCAAGUCUUCACACAUGGCGAUGGAAAGUGGGCAGAACUUCCCGGAUUUAACUCACUGUCUCCAGAGAUUGUCCUGCCGUUUUUCACUGCUUAUUCAGUGAACUCGGGCCAAGAGUUCCGCGUGUGGUAUGGUGAGGAUUUGGUGGACUUCUACGAAGCCGAUAACGAUGGAAGAGUCUGCAGCGAGGUUUACGCCCUCUGCCUGUGAGAAGCCCUGGCCAGAUUCCAUUUGCAAGCUAAAUUGAAAGGCAAACUUUUGAAUUUUGUUUUUUCGUUAUUUGCUUCCAGGGUUAUUUGCUUCCAAUUGAGCAAUAAAAUCUAAGGCAUGUGUAGUCUUCUUAAUUUUGCUACUCGUAGUAUGAUACGAUGGGCUGGAGAAAAAUACAUUACAACAGUUACUCCUUCUGGGAAAUAUUUCAGAUUUGCUGAUUAGCGCAAACGAGAGGUUUUUUUUAAUGUCUUGACUUGCUUCGCAGUUUCAUGUGAUAGCUGAACAAAAAUUUUAAUCAAUCACAAAUAUUCAAGGAUUUAGUUGGACCGUGCUACCUUCCUGAGUACCAAGAUGCCCCAUCAAGUGAUAUAAAUUUCUCAAAAAUAUCAAAGCUUAAAAAUUUCCCUCACGUCUCUAUGAAAUUUAGCUCGGCCAUAUUUUAGGCAGCCAAAUUAAAUAAAUUGACUAAAUUUCAUACUCGGACGUCAAGAAAAUAUAUUCUGCACAUUUAUUUCAAUGCGUUGGUAAAUUGAUUUCUGGUUAUACCUGUUGAACAAUUUAUGUUGUAGAAAAAAAAAGUUAGCUAUA
This is a messenger RNA of Orbicella faveolata, 1867 nucleotides long. RefSeq lists its product as uncharacterized. NCBI's taxonomy places the organism in Eukaryota, Metazoa, Cnidaria, Anthozoa, Scleractinia, Merulinidae. The record is from RefSeq and is a predicted model, not a curated record.